Molecule: messenger RNA, 4094 nt
Organism: Trichogramma pretiosum
Lineage: Eukaryota; Metazoa; Arthropoda; Insecta; Hymenoptera; Trichogrammatidae
Product: homeotic protein empty spiracles-like
Exons: 3
Coding region: 693-2246 (517 amino acids)
Biological process (GO): central nervous system development; regulation of DNA-templated transcription; brain development
Molecular function (GO): DNA-binding transcription factor activity, RNA polymerase II-specific; DNA binding
Source: RefSeq, a predicted model, not a curated record
ACGUCACACGCAACACGCGCGCGCAACGCGGACAGAGAGAAUACGAGAGAGAGUCGUGUUGUCGUCGUGCGCGGUUCGAAAUAUUCGCGUCUGCUUUUGCCAUUCGCUGCUCGUUGUUAUUAUAUAUUUACGUGUAAAACUGACGGGCGACCUUUCCAAGUCGUUCGCGUUUCUUUUACAGCAGAAAAAAAUAAAGUAUCAGUGAGUGUGUCGAUGGUGGUGUGGUGGUGAUUGCGCAAUCGACUCGAAAAGUGUUUGUACGAAAAAAAAAGUUCACAGUGGGUCGGAAUCAGACAGAGAACGGAGCAACCACCAAGGACAUGAUCCUGCGAAGUAACGAUUUUACCUCGAUCCUCGUUAGUGCCACCGAUCACUCGACUCAUUGGUAUUCGUAAAAAAACAAAGAGUAAAAAAUCGGUAUAACAACGAAAGCAGAAAAAAAAAGUUGGAAAAAGUGUUGCGAAAAAAGUUGUGCUAAAAUAGAGAGAGAGAGAUAGUCGUCGAAGUUUUUGCGAUCAAACUAUCCGUGUGUCACGAAACGUGUACGAAAAAGUUGGUGCGAAUUUGUUGCGCGGUGGUGCGAGAGAGAGAGAGAAGAAUAGUAUUUUCUCCCCGCGAAAGUCUCGGGAAAAGCCGUCAAAGUGACGCUGAAAAUUCCCAUCGCGUCGCCGGGCGUAGUGUCGCCGCGUACAAUGAUGCCGCUCGCACCGACGCCCAUCGUCCAGGUACCCUCGAAGCCCAAGAUCGGCUUCAGCAUCGACUCGAUCGUCGGCGGUGGACAGCAGCGCGAAUCGGCGGCGGCUCGCUCCACCAGCAGCGACGACGAGCAAUCGUCCCAGCUUCAACAGCAAUCCCAGCUGCAGCAUCAACGCGAUCUGCUGCAUCGUCACUCGUCCUUCCACGAGCAGCAGCAGCAGCUGAGUCCAGGUAGUCAUCAUCUUCCUCAUCAUCAUGGUCAUCAUAAUGUGUCGGGCGCGACGAGACUGUCGCUGGAUCGCGACUCGCCGACGGCCGGCCACAACAACAAUCAGUCGUCGCGCUCGCGCUCGCCCGGGGCCCACUCGGACGGCAGCGACGGCCGACCCCUGUCCAGGGGCUCCAGCGUCGAGUCGUACUCGGCGCAGAGUCGGCGCAGCGGCUCGCAGCAGCAGAUGCUCGCCGUAACGCCGAUGCACAAUCAUCAUCAGCAGCAGCGGCAUCACAAUCGCCAGCAGCAGCAACAUCGUCUCGACUACAGUGCCAAAUCGCUGCUGCUGAGCGACCGACGAACGACGACCAACAGCCACAGCGGCGGCUCGACGCCCAACGGCUCGCCGAGUCCUCCGCCGCCGCCGACACAGACGACGACGAGCAGCUCGCCGCAGUCGCGAACGACGCCCCAAUCUCAGCAGCCCCAGCCACCACCGGGUGUGGUGAGGCCGAGCCCCAACUAUCUGGGCGCACCGCCGGGCUCGUCGCCGGCCGCCACCGUAGCGGCCGUCGAGCAGCUCAAGAGCCUGUACGGCCUGCCCGGGGCAGUGCACGGGGGCGCGGCCGCGGGCGGCCCGGGCAGCGCCGGCGAGUACCACCACUCGCAGCACCUGGCCCAGCAGCUGGCGGCGAAUCUCGCCGCUGCCCAGCACUUCCAGGCGGCCAACAUCGCCGCGGCGCUGCAGGCGCAUCACGCUGCGGCGGCACCCCCGCACGGCGCCUUCCCGCCGACGCCCGGGGCCCCGCACCACCCCGCGGCGCCCCAUCCGCACCAGCAGCCGCUCUACCCGUGGCUGCUGUCCAGGCACGGGCGCAUCUUUCACCAGAGAUAUCCAGGAGGUCCAGAGAUUCCGGGCUACCUGCUGCAGCCAUUCCGCAAACCAAAGAGAAUAAGGACGGCCUUCAGUCCGUCGCAACUGCUGAAGCUCGAGCACGCCUUCGAGAAGAACCACUACGUAAUUGGGGCCGAGAGGAAACAGUUGGCGCAGGCGUUGACGCUGUCGGAAACACAGGUCAAAGUAUGGUUCCAAAAUCGGCGCACGAAGCACAAGCGACUGCAGCAGGAGGAGGAGGCCAAGACCCAGUCGAGCGGCGGCGGUGGCAACGGUAGCGGUGGCAGCGGCGGCGGUCCCGGCGGCAACAACAACGCCACCAAGAACACGCAUCACGUGAGCAAGUGGCAAAAGGAGACGAGCGAUUAUCACGAGGACGACGACGACGACGACAUGCCCAUCGACCCGGAGGCCGACGACUGCACCAGCGACGAGGAAGCGUAACUGGACGUUCUCGGCCUCGAUUAAAAGGGCCUACCUACACGUUAAAAAACAAAAAAGAAAACUACGACGUUCUCGUCUCGGAGAGCGUGCAGCAGAGCGGCGGCGGAGUGUCUGGAAAACACUGACGCCGAUUAAAUGCAGUGUCUCGUCCUCGAAAGGAAAAAAAAAAAGAAAGGACAGCAGGACACGACGACGAUUGUACUUAUCGCGAGUUGCGCCCCGAAUUCACGCACGCGCGUAAUAAUAAACAAACGACGACGACGAUGAUUUUUUUUUCUCGUCUCGUAGUUGUCAAUCGAUUGUAAAUAUAUAGAGUCGCGAAUGCGAAUUACGCGUCGUGGUACAUACGUAGCGCGCAGUGUGCGUAGUCCUAUAUAUAGCGAAGAGUAUACGUAUAGCUAUUACGUAUACCGGAGCGAGUGCCAAACUUCAAACCCCCUUCUCAUCCCCCUAUACGAUACAUAUAGCGGGGAACGAGUUUUUUCCGUCGUUGGAUUUAUGAAUCUUCGGCGGGAAUCGGUCUCUCCCCCCUACCCUUCUUCCCGCAUCUCUUUCACCUCCCAGUUUCCCCACCCCACCACCCCCUUUCUCAAGCUAAUCGUUAUACGCGUACAGCAUUAAGCAUUAUUCUCAUAUGUAAUAUGAUACAAAUACGAUAAUAAAAUUGUAUGUAUAAACGUAUACAGGAAGAAACGAAACUUACUUUUUUCGAAUGGAGAAAAAAGGACAAAGUUAAGGCAACAGUAUUUUUACUUUUAAAGCGAAAAAUCGAACGCGCGCACACACACGUUCGACGCGAUGGCGGAGCGAGAGAGAGAGAGAGAAAAAUGUUACUUAAGUGUGUAAUGUAUAUCUUUGUAUAGUAUGCUUAUUAUUAUAUUGAUUACAAAAUCGACGUGUAUUUUGCCUCCGACUGAUUAACGAUGUAUAUGUUCCGAUACAUUAAUUUAGAAAUAUCCGAGUGGACGACCGUGCGAGCCUCCGCGAGUGUAUUACGCGAGUGAAUGUGUCGAGUGAAGUGAGUUUGUUUGUUUGUUUGUCUGUGCGUGAACUCGGUAACUACUAUAUACGUAAUUCCCGACGACGAGUGACUCCAAAAACGUCUGUCCUGAUAUUCGCUCGAUCAUGCCCUACUUUCAUUCAUCUUUGCAUUCAUUUUUAUAGAGGAUCAAAGCUCAAUAUCAGUAUUUAAAUGAUAGAAUGAUAAUUUUCAAUCGAACCAUUUUUUCUAUCAACAAUUAAACUGUCGAUAUUAAUUAUCGAGCGAAAAUCAGGUCGGACCCCUUUAAAUCACUUGGUACGUUAUUUAUUAUUCGUUAGCCGCGACGAUGAUAGAAAACAUUGCUCGCGAGCGCGAUCGGAUCGCCGCGUGUGUAUACGUACGUUCAACUUAUAAUGUAUUUUUGUUCCUCGUCGUCGAGAACGAAAGAGUCGAAAUAAGUCACCUAGACGCAUAAUACGUGCAUAAUCGUAAACGCGCGAUGUAUGCCCGUGGCGAGUGUGUUGUGUGUAUCAAAGUAUGUGUUUGCGCGUGUAUGUGUGUGACACGCCGACGGCGGCGAGACUGCGCCGCUCGCGACGCUGUCAAAGGAGCCCACGAUCUUGUGUAUAAAAAGAAAAAAGGAAAAAAUUUUUAGACGUUUCAAGACCGUAGAUACUACUAAAAUUAUCGAUGUAAAUAAUUUUUAUUAUUAUUAUUAUUACGAAAAAAUGUGAUUUCACUCGAAGUUAUUCGACAUAAAAUAUACUAUCGAGGCUUAGUCGUUUAAGGCCCGGUCGACGACGAAAAAAAAAAAACGUUUUAGCGACAAUUAUAAUUCUAGUAAAAAUAAAAUAUCUUAUCUCAAA